Rana temporaria (common frog) is the source of this 1001-nucleotide messenger RNA. It is a transcript of the gene RDM1, whose product is annotated as RAD52 motif containing 1. The transcript is spliced from 7 exons. NCBI's taxonomy places the organism in Eukaryota, Metazoa, Chordata, Amphibia, Anura, Ranidae. Gene Ontology annotation, molecular function: RNA binding. The record is from RefSeq and is a predicted model, not a curated record. Gene Ontology annotation, cellular component: nucleolus. The coding region runs from base 53 to 910 and encodes 285 amino acids.
GUGGGGGGGGGGGGCGGCGCCGUGUUUUGGCGGUCCAUACGUGUGAGGAGAAAUGGAUCCGGAAGUUGUGGCGUUCACCGUUCCUGCAGAGAGUAAUAAAGUGGUGUUUGUGUGGAACAUUACGGCCCGGCUCUCCGAGGGGGAGAUCUAUUGCUCCUUGAUGAAGGUGUUUUCUCAGUUUGGACCUCUGUACUGUCUAAAGCUUUUCCCAAACGCUGGUGUUGCUGAACCUGGUUAUUAUGCAGUUAUAAGAUAUUUCUCAUCACAGUGUGCCAAGAAAGCUCAUGUAUCGUGUGACAGGAAGUCUUUGUUUCAGGACACUCCUCUAAAGGUGCAGGUGUGCAAUAGAAAGAAAAGUCUGCAGUUCAAAUCACUGGAGCUUUAUGGCUACAAAUGCAAAGAGCUAGCUAACUAUUACUUGGGGUUCAAUGGUUGGAGCCAAAGAGUAAUUGCAAUUCAGAAUAUUACUGGCCUGGAUGAUGAUCCAGAUGAGGAAGGGGGUCCCAAGGAACAGGCAAAGUUAAGAUACCUAUGUGUAGUCGAGGUGAUCAUUCAUGACCGUGAAAUUCGCAGCAGGGGAGUCGGUGUCGCUGAGGAAGCUAUUGAGAAGCAGAACGACCCAGUAGAAUUUCUCUCUAAGAAUGGAAAAGUUCAGAAAUUUGCUGUUCAAAAGGCUCUCUCUAAUGCUUUUAAGAAGAUUUUAUUGGUGAUUUUUGACAAUGGGAAAGUUGCUGUGGAGUAUGUUCCUGAUGAAGAUGAUGCUGUAGAUUGUCUUACAGAAGAAGAGUUGCAGGGGCUCAUUCAGGUCAAUGAUUUUACCUGGGCAACCCUGGACAUAGGAGACGAGGAUGAUGAGGAGAUGCUGGCAAAUCUCAGUUUCUAUGACGAUACCUUGGCAGAUGGAGAAUAAGUGAACAUUUGUUUAGAGAAUUUGGCUGAUUUAUGUUAAAUCAUUUCUGUGCUGUAAAAAACAAUAUUAAAUUUCAUGUUAUUUUUUUAAA